CAAAGGCCCAAAUAUUUGAGACCUUUAAAAAAAAAUAUUUAAAAGUUUGGAGCAUAAACCCUAAUAAAAACCCACCCCCCAAAACCACGUAAUUAAACUUCAAUCAACGGGGUUUCCGUUAAUCGGUUAUUAAAAUUGGUCGUCUCCCGGUAUAUUUCCUUGAUUUUGGUACAAGCUGGUGAAAGAUAACGAACAUCAAAAGGUUACCUUUGUUCCAUUUGGUUUCCAGAAUCUGUACCCGGGUAGCAAUGGAGACAAAAAAGAAAAAGGGAUUGGAUAUUGAAGGUUACUCGAUUGAAGGGUUGUCAAUAGCAGGUCACGAGACUUGUGUAAUUCUCCCCUCUCUCAACUUGGCUUUUGACAUUGGGAAGUGCCCUCAGCGAGCCAUCUCUCAACAGUUCCUCUUCAUUUCUCAUGGUCACAUGGAUCACAUUGGAGGAUUGCCUAUGUAUGUUGCAACGCGUGGUUUGUAUAGAAUGUCUCCUCCAACAAUUAUUGUUCCAACAGUAAUUAAAGAAAGUGUUGAAAAGAUUUUUGAAGCACACAGAGCGAUGGAUCAAUCAGAGCUAAAGCAUACUUUGAUCGGGCUGGAUGUUGGGGAGGAGUUCCACUUGAGAAAAGAUCUGAAAGUAAAAGCAUUUAAGACAUACCAUGUCAUACCAAGUCAGGGUUAUGUAAUUUAUUCUGUGAAACAAAAGCUUAGGCCUGAGUAUGUUGGUCUUCCAGCGGAUGAAAUCAAGAAAUUGAAGUUCUCAGGUGCGGAGAUAACAUACACGACAACAUCACCUGAAGUAGCUUUUACUGGAGACACUACAUCUGACUUUAUUGGUGAUGAUAAUAAUGGGGAUAUGUUGAAGGCAAAGAUUCUCAUCAUGGAGAGCACAUAUGUGGAAGAUACAAUGACAGUGGAGAAUGCAAGAGACUAUGGACACACACACUUGUCUGAGAUAAUCAAGGAUGCAAACAAAUUUGAGAAUAAAGCAAUUCUAUUGAUUCACUUUUCAGCUCGAUACCAUUUAAAUGUGAUUGAAGAAGCUAUUUCUGCAUUGCCUCCACCUUUGGCUGGGCGUGUUUUUGCACUAACAGAGGGCUUCUAGGAUGUUUGAGACUGCAUUUUAUCUGUUAUGUACUCUUGCAGUUUAGCUAAUUAGUAUUUAGGCUUUACUUCCAAUACAUCCUAUGUAUUUAUAUACUGGAAUUGAAGUUUGUUGCUUUUAUUUUCAUAGGAAUCUUGUACACCA
Molecule: messenger RNA, 1241 nt
Organism: Erigeron canadensis
Lineage: Eukaryota; Viridiplantae; Streptophyta; Magnoliopsida; Asterales; Asteraceae
Product: tRNase Z TRZ1
Exons: 9
Coding region: 249-1097 (282 amino acids)
Source: RefSeq, a predicted model, not a curated record